Molecule: messenger RNA, 1905 nt
Organism: Endocarpon pusillum Z07020
Lineage: Eukaryota; Fungi; Ascomycota; Eurotiomycetes; Verrucariales; Verrucariaceae
Exons: 1
Coding region: 1-1905 (634 amino acids)
Biological process (GO): vacuolar transport; protein localization to membrane
Cellular component (GO): endosome; fungal-type vacuole membrane
Source: RefSeq, a predicted model, not a curated record
AUGCGGAAAACAGCUCUUCGGAAUUCUGAGACGCUGAAAGCGAUUCUAUUAGUGGCAUUGUCAUCAUACUCGACAGCAUUCUAUCUACCUGGUGUCGCACCGUCCUCCUACACCUUCGAUGCUAUCGUACCUCUCCACGUUAAUGCGCUCACUCCAGCAAUCGCGCAACGAGAUGAUCAGCUACAUGCCAUCGUGUCUUUUGAUUAUUAUCACCAUGCCUUUCGAUUUUGUCGUCCUGAAAAUGGCCCGGAGUGGGUGCGGGAGUCGUUGGGCAGCAUAAUAUUUGGUGACAGGAUUCAGACAUCUCCAUUCCAGUUGCAUAUGGCACGGAACGAGACAUGCAAGGCCUUGUGUGAAACCCAAAAGUUCGAUGCAAGAAGCGCAAAAUUUGUCAACCGCAAGAUCUGGCAGGGAUACGACAUUAAUUGGCUGGUCGACGGUUUGCCAGCUGCCCAAUUGCUCCAAGAUCCUCUUACCCAAGAGCUGUUCCGCAGUCCUGGAUUUCCCCUGGGACAAUUCGACAAAAAUGGUCAAACAUUAUUGAACAAUCAUUGGGAAAUUCUCAUCGACAUUCACAAGGCUGGUAUCACUGGCAAACAGUACCGUGUUGUGGGAAUACUUGUGCAACCAGAAUCAUACAGAGACUCGAAAGUUCUUGGUGACGGAAAAGCUGAGUGUGGCGAUUCCUCACAGCCACUGAUCCUCAAUGAAGAUGGCGAGACACCGGUGACAUGGACCUAUAGUGUAUACUGGAGGCUGUCUGAUACGGCAUGGGCGACAAGAUGGGAUGAAUAUCUCCACGUUUACGACCCCAAGAUACAUUGGUUCUCGCUCAUCAAUUCUUCCAUUUUCGUGGUCUUGCUGGUGGGUAUGGUCAGCAUGAUCCUCCUUAGAGCCCUUAGGAAAGACAUAGAAAGGUACAAUCGUCUGGACUCUUACAACCUUGAUGACCUGACUGGUACCUCGGCAGUGGUUGAGGAUGGAGUCCAAGAAGACUCUGGUUGGAAGCUGGUACAUGGAGAUGUCUUUCGAAGUGCUCGGUAUCCACUGCUUCUUAGCGUUCUCCUCGGCAAUGGAGCUCAACUUUUCAUCAUGACAGGUCUGACUCUUGUCUUUGCGCUGCUCGGAUUCCUCUCUCCGUCUAACCGCGGCUUCCUGGCCACUGUCAUUCUUCUCUUGUACACCAUUUUCGGAUUUGUGGGUGGAUACGUCUCGUCUCGUGCCUACAAAACUUUUGGCGGUGAGCGAUGGAAGCUCAACAUCAUUCUCACGCCAGUCCUGGUUCCGGUCAUCGUUUUCACCACAUUCUUCUUCCUCAACCUGUGGGUGUGGGGAAAGGGCUCGAGCGGAGCAGUACCGCUGACUACGAUGAUCGCGAUCGUUGCUAUCUGGUUCAUCAUCAGUGUUCCGCUGAGCGCCGCUGGAAGCUGGCUCGCUUUCAAGCAACUGGCGUUUUCCACGCCGACCAAGGUCAACCAGAUUCCUCGACAGAUACCUCCGUGUGCCCGCUCACUUCGGCCGCUCCCAUCGCUGCUCAUGACGGGAGUUCUCCCUUUCGGCGCAAUAUUCGUGGAGCUGUAUUUCAUCAUGAGUUCUCUGUGGACCGGCAAGAUUUAUUACAUGUUCGGUUUUCUCUUCAUCUGCUACGCACUAAUGAUUAUCACAACUGCCUGUACCACAAUUCUUCUCGUAUACUUCCUGCUUUGUGCUGAGGACUACAGAUGGCAUUGGCGAGCAUUUUUGGGAGCCGGGAUGACAGGUGUAUAUGUCUUCAUCAUGGCGCUGGGUUUCUGGAUGAUGAGAGUCAGCUUCGGGGGUUUAACGGGAGCCGUGCUCUAUGUAGGAUAUUCUGCUCUGGUUGGCUUCUUGGUGUUCGUUUUGACCGGUAAAGAUCCUGUCUUGUGA